AUGGCGGCGGAGCGGGGAGCGGGGCUGCGCAUCUUCAGCGAUGUGAGUGCGGGCACGGAAACCAUCCUUCGCACCGGGCACCUGCGAGCGUUUGGGGAGGGGGCACCUGAAAAAAUUGACCCUGUUCUUUCUGUCACUCUUUUUGUUUAGAUAUUAAGAAGGGCAGACAAGAAUGAUGAUGGAAAACUGUCUUUUGAUGAAUUCAAAGCUUACUUUGCUGAUGGAGUUCUGAAUGGAGAAGAGCUGCAUGAACGUUUUUGCACCAUUGAUACACACAAUACUGACAAUCUUGACACAGAAAAACUCUGUGAUUAUUUUUCAAAGCACCUAGGAAAGUAUGAAAAUGUUCUAUCUGUCUUGGAAGACUUAAACAUAACCAUACUGAAGCCAAUGGACAAAACAAAGAAAGACUCUCAGGAGGCUUCCAGGUUGGAGGAGUUUGUGACUCGCUUUCUUUUGAAGGAGACCCUGAACCAGCUGCAGUCCCUGCAGAGCUCCCUGGAGUGUGCCAUGGAAAGCACAGAGGAGCAGAGCUGGCAGGAGAGAAAAGAUCCAACAAAAGCAGAGGUGCUCUCAGUUCAGUGGCCAGGAAAACGCUCAGCUCAAAGGCUUCAGAGGAACAACAGCCUGUCAUCAAAUAACACUUAUUCUAGCACAGGUUGGAUUGAAGAAGACAGCCAAUGGGUGAUCCAGAUAAACAGACUCCAGAAGAUAAUUGAUAGACUGGAAAAGAAGGACCUAAAGCUUGAGGCACUUGAAGAGGAAGUUUUGGAAGAAAAUGCAAGAUCUCACAUAAUGAUUGUUCAGCACCAAAUGUCUGUGAAAGAAGAAAAAGUGGAGGAAUUCCAUCUUGCUGUGAAGCAGUACCUGGAAUCUGUUUCUGCUCAAGGUGGCUGCUUGCGUGUUUCCAUACAGAAGAUUCCAAGUAAUUUCCACUUCAUUGUUUAUGAGUUCUGGGAAAACAGCAAUGCCUGGAAUAGCCACCUUCAAAUGAAUUACAGCAAGACAUUCCAGAGAAGUAAUGUGGAUUUCUUGGAAACUCCAGAGCUCAUCACAACAAUGUUAGUCCCUGCAUCAUGGUGGAUCCUCAAUAACAACUAG
Molecule: messenger RNA, 1101 nt
Organism: Camarhynchus parvulus
Lineage: Eukaryota; Metazoa; Chordata; Aves; Passeriformes; Thraupidae
Gene: NECAB1
Product: N-terminal EF-hand calcium binding protein 1
Exons: 13
Biological process (GO): regulation of amyloid precursor protein biosynthetic process
Cellular component (GO): cytoplasm
Molecular function (GO): calcium ion binding
Source: RefSeq, a predicted model, not a curated record